CCUUUCCCGGCCUCAGAACAGCCCCAUCCUUCCUCUUUCCCCGCCUUCCAGCCGCGCUCCGCUUUCGGAUUGGCUGAUUGAGCCGAGGCAGUUUUUUUUCCUGGCCAGAAAGUGGUUCGACAACUGGUCCUUCUUUUGGCCCCUCCUGCGAAGCCCGCGGAUUGGACGGCUGAUUCCGGCUACACGCGCCUCCGAGGGAGCGCGGCCGGGCCAAUCAGGAGCUUGGCGUAUUUUACAAACUGGGGAAGUAGCUGUAGCCUGCAGUAGCUGAAAGUCGAGGGAAAAGCUGAGAAGGCUGAGUCGGCUCUGAGGGGCUCUCGAGAAGCCAUCAUGACCACCCUGCAAGCCACGAAGGAUCCCCUCCUCCGGGGUGUAUCUCCUACCCCUAGCAAGAUUCCGGUACUCUCUCAGAGACGCACGCCUUUACCCACUGUUACAUCGCGCGUCUUGGACCAGGAGAACCAAGAUCCAAGGAGAUGGGUGCAGAAACAACCGCUCAAUAUUCAACACCCCCACGUUGAUUCAGCAGGCUCCAGGCCGAAAGCCAAGCACCAAGCAGAGACAUCACGAAGAUUGGUGGGGACCACUCAGCAUCGAAACCCCUUGGAGGAGCUCAGGCCUAGUCCCGGGGGUCAAAAUGUGGGGCCUGGGCCCCCUGCCCAGACAGAGGCUGCAGGGGCCAUAGAGUUUGUGGCUGAUCCUGCAGCCCUGGCCACCAUCCUGUCAGGUGAGGGUGUGAAGAGCUGUCACCUGGGGCGCCAGCCUAGUCUGGCUAAGAGAGUACUGAUUCGAGGAAAUCAGGGAGGCACCACCCAGAGGGGCCAGGGUGUUCGGGCCUCUGCAUAUUUGGCCCCCAGAACGCCCACCCACCGACUGGACCCUGCCAGGGCUUCCUGCUUCUCAAGGCUGGAGGGACCAGGACCUCGAGGCCAGACUUUGUGCCCCCAGAGGCUACAGGCUCUGAUUUCACCUUCAGGAACUUCCUUUCACCCUUCCACUCGUCCCAGUUUCCAGGAGCUAAGAAGGGAGACAGCUGGCAGCAGCCGGACUUCCGUGAGCCAGGCCUCAGGAUUGCUCCUGGAGACCCCAGUCCAGCCUGCUUUCUCUCUCCCUAAAGGAGAACAUGAGGUUGUCACUCGCUCAGAUGAAGGAAGUGUGUCCUCCCUUGGUCUGGCCCAGAGGGUACCAUUAAGAAAAAAACAAGAAAUGACACAUUGCAGGGACAGCCUUGACUACCACCUGAUGCCCUCCCCUGCCCAUGUGGCCCAGCCCUUGCCUGGCCAUACAGUGCCAUGUCCAUCACCCUUUGGACGGGCUCAGCGUGUACCUUCCCCAGGCCCUCCAUCUCUGAACUCAUAUUCAGUGUUGCAGCAUCUCACCCUUCAACCUAAAACCCGGUUCACACCUGUGCCAUCAACCCCCAGAGUUCAGCAGGCCCAGUGGCUGAGUGGUGUCUCCCCUCAGUCCUGCUCUGAAGAUCCUGCCUUGUCCUGGGAGCAGGUUGCAGUCCAGUUAUUUGAACAGGAGAGUUCUAUAAGAUCGCUGGAGGGGUCAGGGAAACCACCUGUGGCCACUCCUUCUGGAUCCUUCUCUAACAGAACCCCCAGCCUCCAGGAGGUGAAGAUGCAGCGCAUUGGGAUCCUGCAGCAGCUGUUGAGACAGGAGGUGGAGGGACUUGUAGGAACCCAAUGUGUCCCCCUUAAUGGAGGCUCCUCUCUGGAUAUGGUUGAACUUCAGCCCCUGCUGACUGAGAUUUCCAGAACUCUGAAUGCCGCAGAGCAUAACUCUGGGACUUCCCACCUUCCUGGACUGUUACAAAACUCAGGGCUGCUAAAGCCCUGCCUUCCAGAGGACUGCAGGGAACCACAGCCCUGCCCUCCAGCAGAGCCUGGGCCCCCAGAGGCCUGCUGUAGGAGUGAGCCUCAGAUACCAGGGCCCUCCCCGCAGGAACAGCUUGAGGUACCAGAGUCCUGCCCUCCAGCAGAGCCCAGGCCCCCAGAGGCCACCUGUAGGAGUGUGCCUGAAACAUCAGAGCCCUCCUCCCAGGAACAGCUUGAAGUACCAGAGCCCUGCCCUCCAGCAGAGCCCAGGCCCCCAGGGUCCUGCUGUAGGAGUGAGCCUGAGAUACCAGAGCCCUCCUCCCAGGAACAGCUUGAAGUACCAGAGCCCUGCCCUCCAGCAGAGCCCAGGCCCCCAGGGUCCUGCUGUAGGAGUGAGCCUGAGAUAGCAGAGCCGGGGCCCCUUCAGCCCAGCACCCAGGAGCAGGCUGGACCCCCAGGGCCCUGCCCUAGGGUACAGCUGGGGGCAUCAGAGCCCUGCAGCCUAGAACAUAGAAGUGCAGAGUCCAGCCUACCACCCUGCUGCAGUCAGUGGGCUCCAGCAACCACCAGCCUGAUCUUCUCUUCCCAACACCCGCUUUGUGCCAGCCCCGCUAUCUGCUCACUCCAGUCUCUGAGGCCUCUAGCAGGCCAGGCAGGCCCCAGCAGCCUGGCCCCUCGAACCCUAGCCCUGAGGCAGCGCCUCAAAGUGUGUUUAACCGCCAUCCACUGCUUCCACGAGGCUCGCCUGGAUGAUGAGUGUGCCUUUUACACCAGCCGAGCCCCUCCCUCAGGCCCCACCCGGGUCUGCACCAACCCUGUGGCUACAUUACUCGAAUGGCAGGAAGCCCUGUGUUUCAUUCCAGUUGGUUCUGCUGCACCCCAGGGCUCUCCAUCAUGAGGCACCCACUCCUGCGCUGCUGUGCAUCUUCCUUUUAGCCCUUAUUUAUUGUCAGUCUGCCCAUGGGACUGGGAGCUGACCAUUUUUGUCCUUAAUAAAGUUUCUCAAGUA
Messenger RNA from Callithrix jacchus (white-tufted-ear marmoset), 2829 nucleotides. It is a transcript of the gene TROAP, whose product is annotated as trophinin associated protein. NCBI's taxonomy places the organism in Eukaryota, Metazoa, Chordata, Mammalia, Primates, Cebidae. The record is from RefSeq and is a predicted model, not a curated record.